AUGGACAUUGACAUCAUACUUAUGGAUACAAAUAUUUCAACUUCAUCUAUUGAAAGUCAUAAUAAAUACUUUUGUAACCGAGAGUCACCUUAUUAUAAUCAAGAAAUUUGUAAGUUGCUGUGUAAAAAUGCUGAAAAAUAUGAAAUAGACAUUAGUAAAAAAGCAUUAACUAUUCUUCCAAGAGAUUUAUUCCAUGGCCUCGAGGAUCUUCAACUUGAGAAAUUGAAUAUAAGUGGUAACAAGCUGACGACUCUGCCAAAAGAUAUCUUUGAACCUCUAGAUGAUCUUCGUACGUUGAUAAUAAAGUCUAACAGACUGGAAUAUCUAGAGCCAAGUAUUUUUUAUGAUUUAUUACAACUCAAAGAACUUGAUCUCAGCCAAAACAAACUGAUAGCGUUAUCAAAAGAUAUCUUUAAUGGUCUACAAGAUCUACAUGUUCUACGUUUGAAUUCAAACCAACUGAGUUGCCUUGAGCCAGGUAUUUUUGAUGAUUUAUUAAACCUACAUAGUCUUGAUAUCAGCGAAAACAAUCUUACAACUUUAUCAAAAGAUAUAUUUAAGAAUUUAAAAGAGCUUCGUUAUCUUGAUUUACAAUCAAACAAACUACAAAACCUCGAGUCAGGUUGUUUCGAUGGUCUAACAAAACUUGAGCAGCUUAUUAUCGAAAACAACAAUCUGACAACAUUACCCAAAGGUGUAUUUGAUGGUCUUGAAAAUCUCAAGAAAAUGGGUUUGAAAUCAAAUAAACUUCAAAACCUUGAGUCAGGUUGUUUCGAUGGUCUAACAAAACUUGAGCAGCUUAUUAUCGAAAACAACAAUCUGACAACAUUACUCAAACGUGUAUUUUGGGGUCUUGAAAAUCUCAAGAUACUAAAUUUAGGAUCAAACAAACUACAAAACCUCGAGUCAGGUUGUUUCGAUGGUCUGACAAAACUUGAGCAGCUUAUUAUCGAAAACAACAAUCUGACAACAUUACCCAAAGGUGUAUUUGAUGGUCUUGAAAAUCUUAAGAAAAUGGGUUUGAAAUCAAACAAACUACAAAAUCUCGAGUCAGGUUGUUUCGAUGGUCUAACAAAACUUGAGCUGCUUUUCAUCGAAAACAACAAUCUGACAACAUUACCCAAAGGUGUAUUUGAUGGUCUUGAAAAUCUUUGGAAAAUGGAUUUGAAAUCAAACAAACUACAGAUUCUCGAGUCAGGUUGUUUCGAUGGUCUAACAAAACUUAGGCUGCUUUUCAUCGAAAACAACAAUCUGACAACAUUACCCAAAGGUGUAUUUGAUGGUCUUGAAAAUCUUUGGAAAAUGGAUUUGAAAUCAAACAAACUACAAAAUCUCGAGUCAGGUUGUUUCGAUGGUCUAAGAAAGCUUAAGCUGCUUUUUAUCGAAAACAACAAUCUGACAACAUUACCCAAAGGUGUAUUUGAUAGUCUUGAAAAUCUUGAGAAAAUGGGUUUGAAAUCAAACAAACUAGAAAAUCUCGAGUCAGGGUGUUUCGAUGGUCUAACAAAACUUGAGUGGCUUAUUAUCGAAAACAACAAUCUGACAACAUUACCCAAAGGUGUAUUUGAUGGUCUUGAAAAUCUCGAGAAAAUGUAUUUGGAAUCAAAUAAACUAAAAAACCUUGAGUCAGGUUGUUUCGUUGGUUUAUCUUAUCUUGAAUUGCUCCGUCUCAGCAAUAAUAGUCUGACAACAUUAUCCAAAGGUGUACUUCAUGGUCUUGAAAAUAUUAAGACACUACAUUUAAAAUCAAACAAACUACAAAAUCUCGAGUCAGGGUGUUUCGAUGGUUUAACAAAACUUGAGAUUUUUAAUAUCAGCAACAACAAUCUGACAAUAUUACUCAAAGGUGUAUUUGAUGGUCUUGAAAAUCUUAAGAAAAUAGAUUUGGGAUCAAACAAACUACGAAAAAACACCAGUCGAACUUUCAUGCUGUUCAGAUACGCGAAAAAUGAUUCUACAAUAUUCUUUUCACCAUCUGGUGAAUAUUAUGUACCAAGUGGAUUUGAAAAGACUAUAGUACCUAUUAUGGUUGAUGAAAAACCAAUAGAACUUUCUUUACGGUCUACAACCGGAGAAGAAGAUUACAGCGGAAUUAGACGAUUGUCAUAUGCAGAAGUUGAUGUACUUCUUAUUUGUUUUUCACUUGUUAAUCCAGAAAGUUUUGAAAAUGUUAGAGCUAAAUGGUAUCCAGAAGUACGUCAUCGUUGUCCAGAAAUACCAAUUAUACUUGUUGGUACAAAACUUGAUUUACUUGAAGAUAAAGAAACUAUUGAAAAAUUAAAAGAUAAAAAACUUGCACCAAUAACUUAUCCACAGGGUCUUGCAAUGGCCAAAGAAAUCGGAGCAGUCAAAUAUCUGGAAUGCUCAGCAUACACAAAAGAAGGCUUGGAAGCUGUUUUUGUUGAAGCAGCAAGGGUAGAUUUGGCUAAUAAAAGAGCUCGAAAUUCGAGAAAAGGAUUAUUUGGAGAAAUUGUUCCGGAACGAAGACCUCUAAUCCUUGUUUCUCCCAAUGAUAUUACAAAGUGGAUAACAAAAAAAUUAAAACAAAUUCAGAGAUCAAAGAAUUAUGCAUUGAAAAAAAAAAACAAAAACGAAUUAGUUCCAGAAAAAAAACCUGAUAUCCUUGUUUCCGGCAAUGACAUUAUAAUCUCGAUAACAAUCAAAGUUAAAAAAAUUUACACAUCUAAGAAUUAUGCAUUGCAACAACAUACAUAA
Messenger RNA from Aphidius gifuensis, 2715 nucleotides. Its product is annotated as insulin-like growth factor-binding protein complex acid labile subunit. The transcript has 4 exons. NCBI's taxonomy places the organism in Eukaryota, Metazoa, Arthropoda, Insecta, Hymenoptera, Braconidae. The record is from RefSeq and is a predicted model, not a curated record. Gene Ontology annotation, molecular function: protein binding; GTP binding; GTPase activity. The coding region runs from base 1 to 2715 and encodes 904 amino acids. Gene Ontology annotation, cellular component: extracellular matrix.